Messenger RNA from Oldenlandia corymbosa var. corymbosa, 783 nucleotides. The record is from the annotation of a GenBank genome assembly. NCBI's taxonomy places the organism in Eukaryota, Viridiplantae, Streptophyta, Magnoliopsida, Gentianales, Rubiaceae.
AUGGAGGAGAUACCGACCCCAUGGUGUUCUUGCAAGUCUAAGAGUGUUACAAGGUUGAGGAAUGCCUCCAAUGAUUUCAUGUGCAAGGCGUUCCCAACCUAUCUCACGGGUCAAGCACAACUCUGGUUCGGAACCUUGUCUCCGGGAAGUAUACGGAUGUUUCAUGAGCUGGGAACUUUGUUUCACACAAGGUUCUUCCAAGGAAAGAAGAUUCGUAAGACGAUUACCGAGCUAAUGUCCCUCAAGCAAGAUCAAGAAGAAUCUAUUGGGGCUUACUAUAGCUGCUUCACCAAAGAACAACUUCAAGUCGAAGGAAUAUCUGAAGAGACGAUUGUUGCAACCUUCACUAAUGAUCUUUAUCCAUAUGGGGCAUCUGCUACUUUGCGACAAAAGCUGACAAAAGAGCCACCACAAACGUUGCAACAACUCUUCUCGUUGGUCGAAACUGAAGUUCGCGCAGAAGAAGAUUUACGUCGAGCACGAGAAAGCUUAUACCCUUAUGAGAAGAGGUCGCUCGAGUACAAAGCUAACGGGUUUGGGCCGGCUAUCUUGGAAGUUAAAUCACCGACUAAACCUAAUUCGACUAGGUUUAGGAAAACAGUUCCAGGAAGAAGAAAUAUGUCACAGGAAAAGUGGAAUGAAAUCACCACAAAGUACACAGAGGCAGUUUUGGAGCGCCUUAUUUCUUCGCCAGAGUUUGAUAAACGAUUUGCUGCUCAAGCUCAAGCUGAUAAACAUUAUUUCCCAAUACGGAAGAAGCUCAAGUUGAGGUACCUGCAAUGA